This is a messenger RNA of Triticum turgidum subsp. durum (durum wheat), 636 nucleotides long. Lineage: Eukaryota; Viridiplantae; Streptophyta; Magnoliopsida; Poales; Poaceae. The record is from the annotation of a GenBank genome assembly.
AUGGCGUGGAGGCGACUGGCGAGCGGCGCCGCCGCGGCGCAUCUCCGGCGGGGCGGCCUCUCUCCCCACUUCGCCCCCGCCCGCACCUUCUCCGCCCUCUGCGGCCCUCCCGCCGCCAGCCCUACCCUUCCCGUCAGGCACGCGUUGCAGGGCAUCUGGUCGCGGUGUUCGAGCUCGACCCCCGCGUUUCAGGCUCGCGCCCCCAUGCUCCGAGCUCUGCUGGCCGCGAGGGUGUCCCCCGGAGUUCGUCCGAAGCUUCCAGGUUUGCUGAGGGGAUUUGGGACCGGGGGCACCGCAAUUGCUGUGAUGCUUUAUCCCACAAAGGUUGCUGAGGCACAAGAGCGACCGACAAAGAGCCCAUCAGAAGAUAUCACUGUGCUCUCACCAUAUGCGAAACAAGUUCUUAGGAAAUUCUGGAAUUUGGUCAGAAAAUUUCAGCUGCCUAUCGGUUUGAUUCUUUUGAUUGUGUAUGGUUGGCGGAAACCAAUGGUUCUUGCCAUCAACACAUUGCUUCUUCUCUACUCUACAAGGCCGGACCCCUAUUCCAUAUAUUUGUUUCUUCAGGAGAGGUCAUCCAGACAAGAAAAGUUGAUACCGAAGACUACAAGUUCUUUUCUAUUGGGACGGUCGAAUUAA